Messenger RNA from Ilex paraguariensis (yerba mate), 1014 nucleotides. The record is from the annotation of a GenBank genome assembly. NCBI's taxonomy places the organism in Eukaryota, Viridiplantae, Streptophyta, Magnoliopsida, Aquifoliales, Aquifoliaceae.
AUGCUACAGGGAUUCAAUGCAACGUUAACAGAACCAGUGAAUGCCCCAGGAAGAAGGUUUGAUCAGUUCAAGGAAAUGGAGCUCAAGUUGCAUCCAGACUUGAAGGAACCCCUAAAGAAGCUUUGUGAUGAUCCAAAGACAACAAUUGUUGUUCUUAGUGGAAGCGAUAGAAGUGUCCUGGAUGAGAACUUUGGUGAGUACAAUAUGUGGUUGGCAGCGGAACAUGGUAUGUUUUUACGUCGUACGAAGGGAGAUUGGAUGACAACAAUGCCAGAAAAUUUACACAUGGAUUGGGUUGACAGUGUAAAGCAUGUUUUUGAGUAUUUCACGGAGAGAACACCCCGGUCUCAUUUUGAGCUUCGUGAGACUUCACUUGUCUGGAAUUAUAAAUACGCAGAUGUGGAGUUCGGAAGGCUUCAAGCUAGAGAUAUGUUACAGCAUCUUUUGACAGGCCCUAUCUCAAAUGCUGCUGUGGAUGUUGUCCAAGGUCGCCGAUCAGUUGAAGUCCGAGCAGUUGGCGUCACCAAGGGCGCAGCGAUUGAUCGUAUACUGGGGGAAAUAGUCCAUAACAAAGAUGUGAAGGCACCCAUUGAUUAUGUCUUGUGUAUUGGGCACUUUCUGCCGAAGGAUGAAGACAUCUACACAUUUUUUGAGCCAGAGCUUCCUACUGGACCAGUGGCUGCAGCAAGAGUAAAGGUAGCCAAUCCUGUCAAUCGAGCUGCUUCAAAUGGUUCAACAAGGAAAAGUGCGUUCAGGGCGAUUCGUAGUAAGGGCCCUCAGAUAUUUCCUGCCUCAGAGAAGCGAACAAGCAAUAAUGGAAACGGGAAUUGUUGCUCUAUAAUGCGUGAUAGAAUGACAGUACACGAGGGUUCAUCUGUUCUUGAUCUUAAGGGCGAUAACUACUUCUCUUGUGCUGUUGGAAGGAAGCGAUCAAGUGCCCGGUAUCUUCUUGGAUCAUCAGCUGAUGUAGUAUCACUGUUGAAGGAGCUGGCAGAGUCAUCACCACCAGGAUGA